UUGUGACGCGUCUUAUUGGUUGAGUGCCAGGCAGGUGUAAACAAGGCAGAAGGUACCUCACAACAGAAGGUACUUCAGAGUUCAUACCUCACAACACAUCCUACAAUGUUCCUCUAAAUACGUAUCGUGUGUGACUGAUGCAACUAAGUCGGUCUGCAGUAUACACCAUGUUGCAGACACACGCAGAAAAAGACCGCAUAAUUAUAUCCCUUCCACCUCCAUUUAUCAGACAGGCUUCCCCUCACACCAAUGAUGACUUUGACGAAUCUGUUAAAAAUGCAGCAUGUGGCAACCGCACUCUGCAGGCUGGCUUGAAAAUAUCCAAAAUGAUUGUUCUUGGGGAUGUGGCCACUGGCAAAACCUGCUUGGUCAAUAGGUUGUGCCAUCAAGUUUUUGAUGCAAAUUACAAAGCAACAAUCGGAGUGGACUUUGAAGUUGAAAGAUUUGAUAUUCUUGGUAUUCCGUUUAAUCUUCAAAUUUGGGACACUGCUGGGCAGGAACGGUUUAAGUGUAUUGCUGCCUCAUAUUACCGUGGUGCACAUGCGGUAAUGGUUGUGUUUGAUGUCACAAACAUUGUGACACUAGCUCAUACAGCUCAGUGGUUGGAGGAGGCGCGACAAGCCAACCUAAAUUCAAACCCCCUUGUCUUUCUGGUGGGAACCAAGCGUGACUUAAUGAGUGAAGGGGCAUAUAACCAGAUUGAGGCUCAAGCCAAACGUGUUGCUCAAGGCUUAGGAGCAGAGUACUGGGCUGUGUCAUCCAAGACUGGAGAUAAUGUGGAAGCUCUCUUUCUCCGUGUGGCAGCACUUACCUUUAACCGAGCUGUGCUUCAGGAGGUCCAGGGUUAUGAUCUUCAGAAAUUUGGAGACUCUUUCAAAAUAGGUGAAAAACUGGACAAUGCUUCUGAAGCUCGCAAAAAGUCCAAGUGUGCUGCUUGUGGAAAGUAAGUUACACCUUAUUUAUGAAAAAACAAUACCUCAAUAUUUUGUAAAGCUUGAUCUCAAUUGACAUAUUACAUUAUUCAUUAGAGAUGUACUGUUUAGAUGUUUUGUCUGCAUUGAUGAUAAAUCAUUGUCAUUAUUAUGUAAACUUGAUGAUACGCCUAAAAAAUAGCAAGCUAGUAGGCCUCAAAAUAUACUGACUUUCGUUCUUUUGACGUUGUGAAGAUAUUGUUUCCUGAUAUUGGUGCCAUCAUUUGAUAAACACAGUGAAAGAAGCACAAAGCUAAUUAUCUCUUUCUCCAGUACAGUACUACAACUCCAUGGUAUAUAUACCAAGUUCUUAUUCAUGGUCUACUGAAGAUUCACUAGGUGCACUUACUUUGGCUUUCCAAGUGACAUAGGCUUAUGCACAUUGCUAGGUGUCAGUCAUUUCAUAUCAAUCUAGUUUUAAUAUUUAGAGUGUAUAAAAAGGUGCUUCAUGUAUUUUGCUAUUAGUAGGGCUAUUUGGGUUGGUAAGUAUAGCCUCAGAUAUAUUUUGUGAUAAUUAAUAUGAGAGUAAAUCCAGUAUUUUGGGCAUUUUAUCUCUAUUGAUUCAUGUUCUGAGUAUAUAAUAUGGAUUGUAAGAUACACUGCUGCAUUUCCAUGUAAGCAUUGUUAAUACGAUACUUAUGUUUCAUUCAUAUUCAUAGUAAUCUUGGUUUGUGUUUAUUAAGUUUUGUAUAAUGAAUGGAUUUGCCUUUUUGGAGAAAGGGGCUAUCUACACCUGCAUUGUGAUAUUUGUAGUUAUAUGAUAUCCUCUUACAAGUGUUUUAUACAAAUACUUUUGCCUGAUGAAAGGAAUCACUGCUCAAUUGUAAGUAUCAACAGGUUUUACUUUUAAUUUAAGGAUUUACCAAUGGCUUCUGAAGGUUUGUCAUGCAUACCUUUAGCAUGUUAUAGGAUAAUUGUUUAAAAAUACAUUAUUCAGAUGAUUAUUUGUACAGUAUGCUGUAGUCAAAUUAAAACAAAAUAUUGUAUUUUUUGUGCUUACUGCAUUUAAAAAUAAGGUAUGCUGGACAGUUCUUGAUAUCUUUGUUCACAUAUUACCUGCAUUAGUACUGCAGUGUUUCACUAGUGGCUGAGUUAGCCUGACAGAGUGCCCAAACUAGAAUCCAUGGCAUAAUGUACACACUGCAAUCCUUGUCAAAGUGCUUUAAUAUUAUUUUUUAUAUAAUGUUCCAAUGUUCAAUGCAUAUAUAUAUCAGUGGCAUACCGUGGUUGCACUGAUGAGGCAUGCAGAACACCCACACAUAUCAGUUAUCAAAUCAAAUAUCAAGUAGGAUAUGGCCUUUCUCUAAGUAAGGGUUGUCAAGCUUUUAUAAACACCUAUUUUCUUAAAUUAUAUCAGUGGCAUCUGACAAAGUAUCUAUUAUAAAUCAUUAAAUAAACGGUGCAAAAAUACUUAUGGCAAAAGAAUAUUAAGCUUUCAGUGUGAUCUACAGUACCUAAUUAAGAAAUAAAGUAGUUAAAAAAUGACUAGGCAUCAUGCACAACGCUGGCCCUCUGUAAAGUUGCCAAUGAUCUUAUUGCUGAACAUUUAAAUAAUGAGUAAAUAUUUUUCUUUAUA
Molecule: messenger RNA, 2547 nt
Organism: Homarus americanus (American lobster)
Lineage: Eukaryota; Metazoa; Arthropoda; Malacostraca; Decapoda; Nephropidae
Gene: RabX5
Product: ras-related protein Rab-34-like
Exons: 8
Coding region: 138-947 (269 amino acids)
Molecular function (GO): GTPase activity; GTP binding
Source: RefSeq, a predicted model, not a curated record